AUGGUAGCCUGGCCAUGGACGCAGGCAGUCCUAGCCUCGUCGACUAUAACGCCAAACCGCGCGCCAUUCUCGAUCCCGGGUCCGGAGACCCGCACGAAGAUCUGUCACAUUCAGCCGGCAGAGAAUGGAGGUGAUUCUACUCCCGCAAUACUGUCUGCUUUCGAGCGGUGUGGACACAACGGCAACAUCAUUUUUGAUAAUGUCACAUACCACAUUGAGUCCGUCAUGACCACCAUUGGCUUGGCCAAUGUAGAUAUAGACAUCCGUGGCACACUGCUCUGGGGCACCGAUAUCCAGUAUUGGCUUCAGAACUCCUUAGCAAUCCAUUAUCAGAAUCAGUCGACUGCAUGGUAUCUUGGUGGCGACAAUAUCUAUCUGCAUGGCAACGGCUUCGGGACAUUCGAUGGCAAUGGUCAGGCUUGGUAUGACUUCACAAAUGGAGCAUCAAAUUACCCUCGUCGUCCACAUCAGAUAACAUUUGGCGGGUUGACAAAUUCGGUCAUCGAGAACAUGCGCUUUGUGCAAAGCCAAAUGUGGACCAUGACGCUGAUCAACAGCAAUAACGUUCUGCUCCAGGACAUCUACAUCAACUCGACUAAUCUGAAAGGUGGCGACCAGUUUGGGCCACUGAACACGGAUGGCGCUGACACCAUCUACUCCAACAAUAUCACCUUUGCAAGGUGGACUGUGGAUUGCGGAGAUGACAACAUAUCACAAAAGGCCAACAGCACAAACAUAUGGAUCGAAGAUUGCACCUUCUACCACGGCAGCGGCAUUGCCCUGGGGUCUAUCGGACAAUUCAAAGAUCAGUACGAGUUCAUCGAAAACGUAACUGCACGAAACAUUGAGAUGCAUGGGCCGAUCCGACAAGGCGGUUAUAUCAAGACCUGGACAGGCGUCCAGAAGGGGUUUCCCCCGAACGGCGGCGGAGGCGGUCUCGGAUAUAUUAAAGGCAUCACCUUCGACAACUGGACGCUCCACGACGCUGAACUCGCACUGGAUAUCACGCAGUGCGUCAACUUCGAGGGAGGGACAGGAGACUGUGAUACCAGUACAUUCGAAAUCAGCGACUUGCGCUGGCACAACAUCCGAGGCACCCAGAAGCGUUUGCAAGCUGUGGACAUUCAGUGCUCGGCGGCGGCUCCCUGUCACGAUAUCAAUAUUACGAAUGUGGAGAUGACUCUGGCUGAUACGGGAGCGCCAGCGACUGAAUACCAAUGUAGUAAUGUCGUCCAUCCGAUUGGAUUUGUGUGCGAUGGCACUACUGCGAAGAUGAUUUUGUAG
Molecule: messenger RNA, 1284 nt
Organism: Sphaerulina musiva SO2202
Lineage: Eukaryota; Fungi; Ascomycota; Dothideomycetes; Mycosphaerellales; Mycosphaerellaceae
Product: glycoside hydrolase family 28 protein
Exons: 5
Coding region: 1-1284 (427 amino acids)
Biological process (GO): carbohydrate metabolic process
Molecular function (GO): polygalacturonase activity
Source: RefSeq, a predicted model, not a curated record